AUGGCUACGUCGACCGUCGAACACUGCCCGAACAAGGAGAGGGACCGACUUUGGCGGAAGUCGACACCGACCUCGGGGACGGUCAUCCUAAUUGAGGCACCUCCCAGAUCCAUCGGAGCGGUGGUGCUGGGGGAUGGAAAGGACAGGCCCCGAUCCAGACGUCCACGGCCUGGGAUUGAAACCGGAUCUGUAGUAACACCUCAAGCACUGCGAUGCAGUGCCUUAGAUCGCUGCACCACUCGGGAGGCCGGUACUGUUCUUCUCUACAUUGAGAAUCUGCAUAUAAACCAUUUAACCAACCUGCAGGAGUUAAAUGUCAGGAUAAACAAUUUCCUCUCAAUACUCCUCCCAUCUUAUGCCAUCAACUUCACAGACUUCAGGAUGAUGGAUCUGCAUGCUAAUAACAUACAAACUUUUACCUAUGGGAACUCAACCUCUGAUACUGAUGUUACUAAAGACUGUCUUAAGGCACUAGAGGGUCUCAAUGUUGGGAAGCUACUGAUAGGACAUUUCCGCAGCAAAGUUAGGAUCAAUACAUCAGAUUUCAACUUUUUGGAUGGCCUGUGCCACAUCAACUUUCAGGAAAUAUGUUUACAUGUACAACAAACAACCCCACCCCAUAAACCAAAGUAUUUGUGA
This is a messenger RNA of Oncorhynchus masou masou (cherry salmon), 639 nucleotides long. RefSeq lists its product as uncharacterized. The record is from RefSeq and is a predicted model, not a curated record. The transcript has 3 exons. Bases 1 to 639 code for a protein of 212 amino acids. NCBI's taxonomy places the organism in Eukaryota, Metazoa, Chordata, Actinopteri, Salmoniformes, Salmonidae.